Messenger RNA from Rangifer tarandus platyrhynchus (Svalbard reindeer), 330 nucleotides. Lineage: Eukaryota; Metazoa; Chordata; Mammalia; Artiodactyla; Cervidae. The record is from the annotation of a GenBank genome assembly.
AUGUCUUCAAGUUACUAUCCAGUGGCCUUUUGUUUCAACCUGAAGGACUUUAGCAUUUCUUUUAGGGAAGAUCUAUUGGUAAUUCAGUCCCUCAGCUUUUGUUUGUUUGAAAAUGUCUUAAGUUCUCCCUUAUUUUUGAAAGUUUUGCCAGAUAUUGAAUUCUUGAUUGAGUUUUUUUUUCUUUUAGUACUUUUAAGUAUGUCAUCCCACUUCCUUCUAGACUCCAUGGCUUCUGGUGAAAGAUUGGCUAUUGAUCUUAUUGUAGAGCCCUUGUACAUGAUAAGUUGCUGCCCUCUUGCUUCUUUCUACAAUUGUUUCUUUGUCUUUUGA